Molecule: messenger RNA, 4782 nt
Organism: Podarcis lilfordi (Lilford's wall lizard)
Lineage: Eukaryota; Metazoa; Chordata; Lepidosauria; Squamata; Lacertidae
Source: the annotation of a GenBank genome assembly
AUGGUUGGCUUCUGUCCUUUCCAGGGAGUCUGUGGCUUGGUCUUCCAUCCUCCGAAUGCUGAAAGUGGGGAGAGCACCUCCGGAUCCUGGGCCCAUGUGGAUGGGGAGAGGAUGCGGGUGACCAUGAGGCGGGUUCUUAUGGGGGUGGGCUUUGCCAUUGCCCUGAUGGUCUCUGCCCACCUGGGCCAACAGAUGCUGCAAUGCCAGCACAUACUGGGCCAAGGCGCCAACCGGGGACUGAUGCGCCCGGAGAACGAGGAGCUGGUGAUGUUGGACUCCAACCGGGUGGAAUACCGUUACAGCAAGGAGAUGCCUCUGAUCUUCAUCGGUGGCGUCCCCCGGAGCGGGACUACACUGAUGCGUGCCAUGCUGGAUGCUCACCCGGAAGUACGCUGUGGGGAGGAGACGCGCAUCAUCCCGCGUGUGCUAGCCAUGCGCCAAGCCUGGUCCAAAUCUGGCCGGGAGAAGAUGCGCUUGGACGAGGCUGGGGUGACUGACCAAGUCUUGGAUGCCGCCAUGCAGGCCUUCAUCCUGGAGGUGAUUGCCAAGCACGGAGAGCCAGCCAGGUACCUCUGCAACAAAGACCCCUUCACGCUCAAGUCCUCCCUGUACCUCUCCCGCAUCUUCCCAAACUCCAAGUUUCUGCUGAUGGUGCGUGACGGCCGGGCUUCCGUCCACUCCAUGAUCACCAGGAAAGUCACCAUUGCAGGCUUUGACCUCCGCAGCUACCGGGACUGCUUGAUCAAGUGGAACAAAGCUAUUGAGGUGAUGCACUCCCAGUGCUUGGAGAUUGGGCUCUCGCGAUGCCUCCCCAUCUACUAUGAGCAGCUUGUCCUGCACCCCCAAAAAACGAUGCAGGCCAUCAUGGAAUUCCUGGACAUCGCCUGGAGCGAUGCCGUCCUGCACCAUGAGGAGCUGAUUGGGAAGCCAGGCGGAGUCUCCCUUUCCAAGUGAGUGUCUGUUCUGCAGCCUCGCUGCAGUGCUUGAGAUGUGUGCAUUCCUAGCACAUUGGCCGUCAUCUCUGGAAUUGUCACGCCUUAGUUCACACACAAUAUGGGAUAGGGUGCAGCUGAGUCUUAAGAGCAUCUCCUUGGGUGCAGAAGAUCCUAGGUUCCGUCUCUGCUGAUGGCAUCUCCAGAGAGGGCAGAGAAAGUCCCCCAUGUGGAACCCUGGAGAGCCACCGCCAGCCAGCAGAGACAGCACUGCGUUAGAUUUUGCAAGGGAUCAUUAAAAUGUGAUUGGAGGGCUCUCCUGUCCAUUGAGAAUCUGGCAUGGGAGGGACGAAGAGCUCCAUCUGUCUUCCAGGUAGGGCCCAGGGAAGCUGCUUUGCUACAGCUGCAGUAGAGGGCUGCAAAUUUAGCUCUGGAGACUUGCAAGGAAAGUCAUAGGGGAAACUCAUUUCUUAAAACUCGCACACAAGGAGCUGUGGGAGGCAAAGUCCCCCUCAAAGCCUCCCUGUAUUGACUUGCUUAAUUUAUAUCCUACUUUUCCUCCAGCCCUGCUGCUUUUCUAGCUUCAUAGCUGUUUCCCCUCCCUCCAGGCUCAGUGUGGAGUUUCUGAUCUGACCUCCUCGUCUGUUGCUAAACUCACACAAGUGCUUAAUUCACCUGGCCAUUGUUAGUGUUUUCCUGGGUGCUUCCCUGCCUGGGACAGCCUCUUGCUUUGUAGAGCUGGGCUUCCUUGCAAACUACCUUUAAACUUAUAUAGCCGUGGGGAUUGAGAGCCUUGUUGCAACAAGGGCACGUGGUUCAGCUGUGGACCAGAGACAGUGGUGAUGACAGGAGGGUUCGGAUAGUUAAGCACCUCCUAUGAAUGCAAGCUUGUUAAAAUUAGGUAAAGGUAAAAUUAGGUCCAAUUGCGUACGACUCUGGGGUUGCAGCGCUCAUUUCGCUUUAUUGGCCGAGGGAGCUGGCGUACAGCUUCCGGGUCAUGUGGCCAGCAUGACUAAGCCGCUUCUGGUGAACCAGAGCAGCGCACGGAAACGCUGUUUACCUUCCUGCCGGAGCGGUACCUAUUUAUCUACUUGCACUUUGAUGUGCUUUCGAACUGCUAGGUUGGCAGGAGCUGGGACAGAGCAACGGGAGCUCACCCCGUCGCGGGGAUUCGAACCGCCAACCUUCUGAUCGGCAAGCCCUAGGCUCUGUCCCACAGUGCCACCCUCGUCCUGGUUUGUUAAAAUUAGCUCUUGCCUAAACCUAUGCUGGAAGACAGAAGUGCCUGGUGUUCUCUGGUCCGUGGGGUCACGAAGAGUUGGACACGACUAAACGACUAAACAACAACAAACCUAUGCUAAAAACUUUUAAAUUGAAGCGAUGAACUGCAUUUAAAGCUUAAACUGAGCACUAGGCUUAAACCUCUGUUUGUACACUGAAUUUUGUCCUGGCUCAAUUGCUGUGGCCUUCUACGGUCAUUUAGCAAUGGCUACAGUAAAGAGAAGCCAAUUAAGGGCCUCACAGCGAAAACUAGGGACUGUGGAAGGUUGAAGAAAUCAAGAGAGACCGUGAGCAGGUGCCACCCCUUGCCUCUCUGCUCUAGCCGGUUCUUACUGUUUUCUUGCUAUUGUGCAGGAUUGAGCGAUCCACGGACCAGGUGAUCAAGCCCGUGAACACGGAGGCCUUGACGAAGUGGCUGGGGCACAUCCCGGCAGAUGUGCUGCAGGACAUGGCUCAGAUUGCUCCCAUGCUGGCCAGGCUGGGCUAUGACCCCUAUGCAAAUCCACCCAACUAUGGGCAUCCAGACCCUCUGGUGAUCAACAACACACACAGGGUGAGUGCCACUAAGCCUGUCAUCCUUCAGGUGACGCUAGCUGGGUUGUGUGGUUUCCACCAGAUCUAUGCCAUGUGAUAAAAGAUCCUGUAGCAGAUCAACUUGUCUGGCUUUUAGCAUUACUAAAGUUUGUGUUUAUGGUGCAGCAGUUCAGUGACAAUGCAUUCUGCUCGAGAACGUGAUUUUUUUUAAAAAAAUAGCACGAAGCCUUCAUUGUUCAAGGAAAGGGAAACAACUAGUACAAUAUCAAGAAAGGCAGCAAAAGUUCUUACUCUCCUCAGGGCUGUAAGAUAAUGUACUGGUGAAGAUUUGUGAUCAGAUCUCCUGUUUAAAUAAAUAAGUAAUUAUGCAGUUGCUGCGGCAGGGAAAGGUUUUCUGAAUGUGAUCAGAGCAGCUACGCUGAUCUGAUUCAUACCCCAGAAGGAUCCAAAGAGCCCGCCCCUGCAGUGGUAAAAACGCAUGCCAGUACAGUGGUGCCCCGCAAGACGAAAAACUCGCAAGACGAAAAACUCGCUAGAUGAAAGGGUUUUGCGUUUUUUGAGUCGUUCCGCAAGACGAAUUUCCCUAUGGGCUUGCUUCGCAAGAUGAAACGUCUUGCGAGUUCUUGCGAGUUUGUUUCCUUUUUCUUAAAGCCGCUAAGCCGUUAAUAGCCGCUAAGCCGCUAAUAGCCGCUAAGCCGCUAAUAGCCGUGCUUCGCAAGACGAAAAAACCGCAAGACGAAGAGACUCGCGGAACAGAUUAAUUUCGUCUUGCGAGGCACCACUGUACUUUCAGAGACAGUCUAGAUCAGGGAAAGGGUUAAUCCCCAUGGCUACCAAGAAUGGAGCACUCUCCCCCCCCCCCCCAUGAAAGUACAUUAAAGAGUUGUGGGGUGUGGGGUUUAAGCUCCCUGCAAUACAAGCUGAUCUGGUAGCCUUGAUAUUUUAAACAUUCCAGUUGUGUUAAGUUGGGCAGAAUUGGGAAGUGCUUGUCUCUCAUUCCUAGCAUCCUAGUGGCCGAAGGGCCCCCAUUUCUCAAAGCUAGAAGAUAUUGUUCUCUAUCUGAGCUCUUCUGUGUUCCUCUGAGCAGCCAAAGGUGUCUUCCUAGAGGUCAAGAAGAGCCUCUUCCCACUUUCCCCAUUUCUCCAGUUCACUUCCUUUCCAUUCUGUGAUUUGCAGCCUUUAUUGUCCUAAUUGCAGUCAGUCAUUGCAUUGCAUAAUAUUGACUAGAAUCCAGAAUGGGCCAGCAUUAUUGAGGAUAGCCAGCUUCCCAACUGCGCAGAGAUAUUCUGCAGCAGUAAUCACUCAUGCCGUGGCCAAAGAGCAGCAUUCAGAGUGGAGGUGGACUCCGUGAGAGUUGAAUAUGAAAUCAGAGGUGUGGAAAUAUUAGGCGGGCAGGGGCCUCACCUGACCUUUUGCUCUUUGCACAGGUUCUUAAUGGGGAUUUUAAAACGCCUGCCAAUCUGAAAGGACACCUCCAGGUGAGUUCCCCUUUCCCAGUCACCUUUCUUCAUCUCUUCCGCUCUAUUCUCUGUUGCCUCUAUGCUUGUGUCCCCCCCCCAAGACCCAGGAAUGUUUUGGACCCUCCCUCCCUCCCUCCCAGGCCAGCUACUGAAGAGAAACUGCAAAUGUCCUCUUCCCCUUGCCUUGAUCUCGCGGUUCUGCACUUUGGAACUGAAUUGCAGCCAUGUUUAGGAGAUCAUCUGGGAUUCUGAAAUGUUCUUCCCAUGGAGAUUCUCCCUUCAUUCUCUUCUAAUUACACAUAUUUGUAAACAGAAAAGAAAAAAAGCUCCAUCAUGGUGAAAUGUAUAAUUCUACACAUUUUUAGGCAGCUUUGACUUUUUCUAAUUGAGAUAUCAAUUCUGCAGCACAUGAUAUAUAGAGGGUUGAUUUAAUAUUUUGGCAGACUAACUUUGCUCCUCCUUGGCCAAGUUUAGAAAGGCAGAGUUCCCAGUGUAAAAAGAGCACAAAUAAUAUGCCAUUUUUUCUGUCUUGUGUCUUUUUGCAGGGUGCACAAAAUACUACUGCUUUUCACUGA